Messenger RNA from Anopheles coustani, 954 nucleotides. RefSeq names its product inactive hydroxysteroid dehydrogenase-like protein 1. The transcript has 4 exons. Gene Ontology annotation, cellular component: endoplasmic reticulum. The coding region runs from base 1 to 954 and encodes 317 amino acids. The record is from RefSeq and is a predicted model, not a curated record. Gene Ontology annotation, molecular function: oxidoreductase activity. NCBI's taxonomy places the organism in Eukaryota, Metazoa, Arthropoda, Insecta, Diptera, Culicidae.
AUGUUGUACACCUUGCUUACUGCAGUUGGUCUUUACACCUGUGUCUUCUGGUUGUAUGAAAACCUCCGUGCACCAGUUCUUCUGAUUUUGCUAAGCCUCAAGAACCUCGUACAGGGACGCAAGCUCUCCGAACGUUAUGGAAAAUGGGCUGUCAUUACUGGUGCGUCAGACGGAAUCGGCAAAGGUUACGCAAACUACCUGGCUAAGAAAGGAAUGCCCGUGGUGUUGGUCGCGCGAAAUGAGUCGAAGUUGAAACAAGUGGCAGAUGAAAUCAAGACCAAGCAUGGUGUGGAAACGAAGAUCGUCGUAGCUGAUUUUUCCCAUGGACAGGAAAUCUAUGCGCAUUUGGAAAAAUCACUCCUUCCAUUGGAUAUCGGCAUUUUAGUAAACAAUGUGGGAGUGACGUAUGAAAGGCCUAAACCGGUGUACGAAUUGUCCAAGGAAGAGCUGUGGAAUCUGAUCAACGUGAAUGUCGCUUCAACAACCCUCCUAUGCUCUAUGCUGGCUCCUGCGAUGAAACAACGUGGUCGCGGGCUUAUAGUCAACAUAUCCUCCAUGACCGCGGUCUGCCCUAUGCCCUACCUUACGGCGUACGCGGCCACGAAGGCCUACGUCACGAGCUUCUCCAUGGCCCUGCGGGAGGAGCUGAAACCGUUCAACGUGGAGGUCCAAACAGUACUCCCAGGAGUCGUUCAUACCAACAUGACGGAAUUCAUCGCGUCUGGGUUACAAGACUCGUUUUACAGCAAAUUCCUGGUCAGCGUGGACGGUUAUCUUUCUUACGCAGGAUACACGCUAGGAAAACUGGACAGGACGACUGGCCACUGGUCGCAUGGACUUCAGACGGCGGGCUUGUAUCUGUUUCCAGAAUUCUUGCGGAUAUAUAUCGCUGGCAAACUAAACAAAACUAUUGGAGAUGAAGUGAAAGCUAGUAGCAAAAUGAAAUCUCGUUAG